Dovyalis caffra is the source of this 3540-nucleotide messenger RNA. The record is from the annotation of a GenBank genome assembly. NCBI's taxonomy places the organism in Eukaryota, Viridiplantae, Streptophyta, Magnoliopsida, Malpighiales, Salicaceae.
AUGGACCCUGAUUUGGACCCUUUUGAUGAUAUACUUCCUAAGCCUGCUUUGACUAAUGCUAGGGCAGGUGGGAAGUUUCAACCCAAGGCCAAACUGCGGCCGAAAAAGACAUCAUCUCUACCGAUUCCUUCAAUCCCUCCAAGCAAUGCCAAGGAAAAGGCUGUUACAGCAUCGCAAACUAGCUUGGACACAGCAAAUUCUGUUCAGCCUGUUGAUAUUAUGGAUGAGAAAUUGAGAGGUCAAAAUGGUUUGUUGUCUCCAUCAGCACCAAUUGGGACUAAGGAACCCUUGGAAAACAAUGAUGAAAAAACAAAAUUGGUUGCAGAGUCCGGAAAUCCUUUGGCCCAACUUGUAGCUGGGAGUGGUGAUAGUGAAUUGAGAGAUCCAUUAUGUUCGUCCUUAGCUGCCUCUGGCGUGGUUGGGGUCAAAGAACCUCAGAAAGAUAAUGAAGGUUUGUUCUUUUGCGAAAUAGGAAGUUUGGAGGCAGCAAACCUCUCCCCUGUUAGGAGAAAUGAUGUGGGCUCUGUUGGUGCUAUGGAAUCAGAUGCUACAAUGUCUGAUUGCAAUGGUGACCAGAAAUCUAGCUUUGUGAAAUUGGCAGGAGAGGCAGGCUCAUUGGGGUUGGAUUCAGAUCUACUGGAUGAUAUUCUUCCCAAACCUCUCAAAAUUAAUUCUAGGGCUGGUGGGAAGUUCAAGCCUAAGGCUAAACCUCAGCAAAGAAAUGAAAAUCUAGUACCUGUCUCUUCAUCUCCAUCUAAAUGCACUGAGGGAGAACCUGAGACACAUUCUCUAAAAACACAAUCUGCAGAGGCUGUUGAUGUUCCAAAUACAAGAAUGAGUCCAGUUGGUCCACCUUUACUUAAGGAGGGCAAUAUUGAGAGUAAUGAGCCAUCAAAAGACAGCGAAGUUUCAUAUGCCAGUGACAACAGUUGCUUGGGAUUAGUCAACCCCACAUCUGAAAAAAUUGCAACUGAAGAGGGUGUGAGCCCCCAAAAUACUCAGCUUGCUGAGGUGAAGGCUGGAAAUUAUGUUGGCCUACAUUCUAGGUUUGGAGAAUCUGCCAUGGAGGUUGGUUCAAUGAGGUUAGAUUUGGACGCCUUUGAUUAUAUGGACCCUAUACCAGCCAUAUCAACUGGGAGGGCUGGCGGCAAGUUUCAACCGAAGGCAAAGGCCCAGCCUAGGAAGGAAACAUCUGAGUUAGUUGCUUCUGCUGUUCUCAAUACUGCAGUCGAAAAAGUGGCGGGUCUAACUUCCACUGUCUGGGAUAAAAUGCUGCCCAUUGAAUCUUCUGGCGUUGAAGAUGGUAGUCUGAUCUGUCCUGUUGAUGAACCUAUUAUGGAGACUACCAAAGAGCCAGGGAGAAACAAUAGGGAGGUUCUUUCUCCUCCAGAGAUUUUAGCUACUGUCUCCGGUGAAAAGGAUACAAAAGGAAAAUCCAUCUUUCCUAUGCGAAAUUCUGUUGAUUCUUCAGCAUUUAUGAAACAUGAUGUGGUGGCGACGGAUUCUGUUAGUCCUAAUGAAGCUGCUGUUCAGUUUGAUAAUGGAAGAUCAGAAUUAGAGGAAUCAGGGGUAUUUCCUGACUUGGAAACUCGAGGUUUUUUGCCCCCAGAUGCCAUGGAGUUUGUUAUGCCUUCACCACCAAAUGUUCAGCUUAUUCCUUCUGAAACCAUAAACAUUGAUGGGUGUUCAGUUGCUGCCUUCCCAUCUGAUAAUAUUGAAGAUUCCUCAUCUGUUCGCUUAGGUGAUUUUAUUCCUCCAAAUCCUUGUACUUCUGAGAUUCGAAUAGAUCAAGAACCAAAAAACCUCACAGAAACUUACUCAGAUAAUGUGUUUGCUAUCCAUCAAGAGGAUGUCUCUGCUGUGCCAGAAAAGGAGGCUUCUAGUAGUAGAAAGGUAAAAGCUGCCUCAGCAUCAUAUAGUUCUCAGAAGUCCCAAAAAGCUUCCUCAGCUGGUGACAUGAAUGAAAGCGACAAAUCAUCAACGCGGCCAAGAAUGCAGGCAGCUGCCCCUCAAAUUGGUGAUGAGCCAGAAGAUGAAGCUCAUCACAAUGGUGGCUUCCCAUCAGACAUUAUUGAUGAUGACUCAUCCAUUCGCUUAGGCAAUUUUAUUCCUGUAGAUCCCUGUACCUCUGAGUUUCAAGUGGAUCAAAAUCAGAAAGACUUUACAGAAAGCAAUUGCUCAGCAAAUGCAAAUGUUGCGCACUCAGAGGAUGUUCCUAUAGUGCCUGAAAAGGAGAGUUCUAAGAUUGGAAAAAGGAAGGUUAGUUCAGCAUCAAAUUGUUCCCUGAAGUCCAAAAAAUCGGCCUUGCCUGGUGAUGUGAAUAAAGGUAAAAAAUCAUCGAGGCAGCUGAGAAAGCAGGCAGCUGGCCCUCAAGUUGUUGAUGAACCAGAGGAUGAAGUUCAUGAUAACAGUGGGUUACCUGCUGAACCUCCUAGUAGUUCUGUUGAUGAAGAAGAUAAUGAUUAUGAACCUAGAGGGGAUGAAGAGAGUGAUGGUGAAUACAGGGUGGAAACUACAUCUCGAAAGAAACGAACUUCAAAAAAAACAAAGGAACCAGCAUCUGAAAAAGAAAAACCAGUUCGAAAGCGCAAGAGAUCCAAUGACACUCCGGAACAGUCUACACAAGAACCCCGCAAGAAAUUUUCUCAUUCGACUCGUCGAAACAAAAGAUGUGUAAAUAAGGAUUUGCUUAACAUGCCAGAGGAUGAAAUUGAUUUCAAGAGAUUGCCUAUCAGGGACAUCAUUUUAUUUGCAGAGUAUAAAGAGCGCUUGGCAAUGAAAGAGGCAGCAGCAUCAAAAACUAGCCCAAACAAUCAAAGCACUGACAAUCCAUUUCACGGGGAAUAUUCUCAUAAUGAAGAGGAUGGAUUUGCUUCGGAGCAAGACAGAACCAAUGAUGAUGACCAGACAUAUGUUAGGGCUCAACCAAGUUCAUCUUUAUUCAACCACCAGUCUUUCAUGGACCGAGCACCCAAUUCAAGAUGGUCAAAGCAAGACACAGAGUUGUUUUAUGAGAAAGUUGACAAUUUUGAAAACUUGCCAAGUGGAUACAACUUCAUCAGAGUGCCAAGGCAAAGUUUUCCCUGUGCUGUGCGUUAUCGUGUCUGGUUGGGAAUUCGACAAUUUGGGACUGAUUUAUCCAUGAUACAACAACUUUUUCCUGGACGAACACGUCAUCAAGUCAAGUUAAAAUAUAAAAAGGAAGAGCGUCAGUACCCAUUGAGGCUCCAUGAAGCUCUGAGCAGUCGUCCCAAAGAUCAUUCAUAUUUUGAAAAGUUAAUUGAGCAGCUUCAAGAAGUUGCUGCUACUCAGGAAGGACAAGAGUCUUACAAAGAUGACCUAGUUGACGUGUCGGGCGAGGAGGCUACAGAGUUGAAUGCUGAAACUAAUGAUGAAGUGACAAAACCCGAGCAGGAUGAGGAUGUAGGAGUUGAAGAAGAACAGGAAGAGAAAGUUGCUGAAGAGCACCAUGGUCCACUGAAAUCUGGUGAUAGUGAUGAGGAUGUAGAUAUAUGGAGUUCAUAUAGAAGUGAAUUCUAG